Messenger RNA from Chaetomium strumarium, 1303 nucleotides. RefSeq lists its product as uncharacterized. Bases 200 to 1234 code for a protein of 344 amino acids. NCBI's taxonomy places the organism in Eukaryota, Fungi, Ascomycota, Sordariomycetes, Sordariales, Chaetomiaceae. The transcript has 3 exons. The record is from RefSeq and is a predicted model, not a curated record.
UUGGGGUCUCUCGGGCCACACUGAUCAGAUACAUAAAGCAUCGGAUGCCCCUCCCCGACCACCCCAUCACUCAAGAGUCGGCAGUGCCAUCCAAGAACCCGGUCCAAGUUCGACCAAUCUAACAUAUUCGAGACGUUCCCAUCUCAUGCACUGAACAUUCCCUUGUGUUCCUCUCUACGGCUCUUACCACCUACCAGCCAUGCCUUCCUCAAGCUCCAAGUACAAGCCCAAGCCCUCCGAGGUUGCUUCAGAAGCCAAGAAACAUUACAUCCCCACGAUCCGGAGGGACUACGCAUCGGUGUGGACGACGUGCUCGUACAUCUAUCAGCAACCGCUGUUGCAGAUCACCUUUGACGAGAGACUGGUUGAUCUCUCGCCUCCCCUUUUCUAUGUGUACAGUGGGGACCCCGUUGACUUCGCCCUUAAUUGGAUUCCGGACGCGCCACAGUGCACCAUUCCCUUCAUCUGCGCGGCCAACGAUAAGCGCCCGGGGGGAGACUGGGAGACCGGCGUGGUAGGCUAUGAGGAACGUCUCUGUCGGCGGAGCACCCUUGCAGCGUGCUUGGCAACUCCAGCGGAUGGUUCCCCGGUCAACAAUCAUUACCCGCUCCCGGUAUGCGCGGGAAUACUGUCACAACACGUCGUCGUGUUCCGUGGACCGCACGAUAGAUAUGAGCUGCGCCCUGAGCAGGAAUGGAGAUCACUGCCGGUCGUGUCAGUGCCGCCGCCGCGGUGGCCCAAGUUGACGCAGAACGGCACCAAGUAUUCCUUUGCCGACGAGCGCGAGAUGGUCAAGGACAAGCUCCGCGGUGCGCUCCGCAUCUGCGCCUACAACGGCUACAGCACCGUGGUGGUGGGAGAUUUUGGCUUGGGCAACGGCUACCGCAACCCACCUCAGGAGCUUGCCGAACUGUGGCGCGAGGUGUGCCUCUACGAUCCCGAUCUGCGUGGCCGGAUCCGCUGCGUGGCAUUCGUGUUCGAGGAUCCCACCCAGAGCACGACGCAACUGAUCCUAGACGACAUCGCGAAGAAGAACAAGGGAGCCAACGGCACGUCAAGCAAGCACAAGUCGAAGAGUGGUUCGGGCUCGAGCUCGAGUUCGAGCUCGAACUCAGCGACGGUGCUCUCGCCCACCGACUUCCAAAUCUUUUCCCACGUGUUCGACAAUGCUGAGAUCCAGAGGUUCCUUGCACAGCCGGAUGCGAGAUAUGGCUUGAACAAUCUGCUUGCCUGAUACGUGUUUUGGUUUCUACUGGAGUUAUGGCUUAGGCGUUCAGGGUCUGGGGCUAUGAAAGAUGCCUAG